UCAGUAUACAGUGUGAGUUGUAUCCUUGUUAUAAAGUGUUACCAGAAAAACAGCUGCAAGGUCGAGGUUUUUAGGAUCCCAUGUUGUUUUGCUCUUUCUAAGAAUUUGCAACCAUUCAAAUUGAAAGAAAGAUAAACUGUCACAGUGACGAGAUUUCUAGAAAUUCUCAGGACAUUAACACAUCACAGCAGAUAGAAGGGCACGUUUUUAUCUGAAGUAAAUAAUGACCGUUAAGAUGUUUGGGACGGACUUUAUCACACUCAGGCUAUUUGCAUGGGACAAGAGUCUUCUAUUGAUGGUCUUUGUGAGCUCCACACAAUGAAUGGAUAUCUCCCCCUCCUCUCAUGCGCCAAUUCAGAGAGUUUCAACCAAUCAGCAGCCUCUGCUCAUUGUGUACAAACAGAGCACCGUGCGCCCUGCAGUCCUUAAAUCUCCCCGCAGCUCUGUGAUGACCAGGAGAGACCAGAGGGAGACAGCCAACAGCAGCUUCCCCUUAAACUACACCAAAAGUCCAUUAGGAGCAUUUGGAGGAUGAAUCCCAUCAGGCGCAGAGAGUCGGUGUGUAGGAGUCUGUUUGGCCCAGUGGACCACGACCAGCUGCGCCGAGACUUGAAGCUGAAGCUGAAGGAAAUCACUGAGCAGGACAGCCGCCGCUGGAACUUCAACUUCCAGACUGACACGCCACUGCCUGGCAGGUUUCAGUGGGAGGAAAUCCCCGCACACUGCGCUGCUGCUCUCUACCAGGAGUCCGAGGAGAUGCAGGACGCAGCUGUCUGUUCUCCAGACACUGAAGGUGAUGACAGGCUGGGCGCAGCGACCAACCAGGAGAACUGCCCCAGUAUCUCCAACACACCCAAGUGUCCCGCUGAAGUGACGCCCGUCCGGAGGAAGAGGAGGCUCUCAAAGCCGGCAGUCAAGCCCAGAAGCAAUACACGAAUUACAGAUUUCUUCGUAAAGAGAAGAAGGACUUCAGAAACAAAGAGCGUCCUGAAUCCUUUUCUCACAAGUUCCAGUGAAGCAGCUCUGUGCAAAACAAUAAGAUGAACAUGCUGAAAAUGGACUAUUUACAUUUCUAUACAUACAUUUCCAUGGACUGGACCAUGGUCUAAUUUGCUGCACCAAAUGGAUUUUAUUUUAUUUUAUUUUAUUUUAUUUCACUUAUUUUAUGUUCAUUUAAUUUUAUUUUAUCAUCAAUUUUGGCAUUUGUGCCAAAUUUGUGUGGAAGUUUGAGUUAUUUAUUUGAUUCUAUUUAUGGACACUUUUAUUUAACAUUUGUUUUUGUUUUUCAUCAGUAUUGUUUUGUUUUGUGAGACUGAAUAUACAUUUUCGUUUCUGUAUGUUUCAUCUCUUUGUCAGCUGUUUACCUUGUUAGUGAAUUCUUGUAAUAUACUGAGCUGCUGCUGUUAACUGUAUAGAAAACAACUAUUUUGUUCUCGUCAUGUUUGCCUAAAGUUAACUGAGAUUCAGAACAAAUGAGCGUGUACAUGUCUAUAAA
Molecule: messenger RNA, 1495 nt
Organism: Thunnus maccoyii (southern bluefin tuna)
Lineage: Eukaryota; Metazoa; Chordata; Actinopteri; Scombriformes; Scombridae
Gene: cdkn1ca
Product: cyclin-dependent kinase inhibitor 1Ca
Exons: 2
Coding region: 532-1044 (170 amino acids)
Biological process (GO): regulation of cell cycle
Cellular component (GO): nucleus
Molecular function (GO): cyclin-dependent protein serine/threonine kinase inhibitor activity
Source: RefSeq, a predicted model, not a curated record